AGUUUGAGAAAUAUGACUGUCAGCCCUGAGAAGCAGCAGACUGGUAGCGGCAGUUCUCCCAGCAUGCCUGGGGAAAUCCUCCGCUGUCUUUAAGAAGGAUUCACUGGAGCGGACGAAGAUGGGGUGGAGAGUGAUAUUAGCUUUGGUCCACACCUUCGCUGUCCGCAGCCUCUGUCUUCAGGAGGACGUCUCUGUAAUCUCGCCACAGAACUGUUCUCUCGAUUGCAUCAUCAAGGGGAAGGCCAUCUGUGAAUACUGCAGAAUCACAAGAGAAGAUGUUUCGAUGACUUUAGGUGUCUCGACCGAGGAAAUGUUUGGGAGUUGUGUGCCCUGGCCCUGCAGCCUGUUCCUGGGGGUGCACAUCCCGACUGCGUGCCAGCACUAUGUCCACGCCCCUCAUGACAUCACUGUGGAGUUCCUGCCCAAUGACAGCCCUCUGUAUGACAUCGCCGUCAUCUCCUGGAGACCCAGCCUCUAUGGGCUUUCCUUCCUGCGAGGAUUCCAGGUGUCUCUGCAGGCUCUGGGAGGAACGCAGACGGACUGCCAGCUCUUUCUGUUCCAGAGCAACCUGACUCUGUCUGCGGCCGAAGCGGACAGGGUGUACAGAUCGGAUCCCUUCCAGCUGGCCUUGGAUGCCCAAUUUGCUGUCACAGUGAUGGCCCUGCCAGUCCCAGAGCAAUGGAGCAACUUUUACAAGAGCGAGUACUUCUCCACACGCUCCUGCCUUGAGAAGAACGGGCUUGAGCAGUGUCAGAAGGACUGGUAUCCAAGCGAUAUAAAAGUGGAGCAGCACGGACUUGACAUUGUUGUGACCUUCAAUCUCGCGCCGCCAAACCUAGGAAUCAACAAGUAUUUCUCAUGGUGCUAUGGAGGAGGGAGACGCAAUUACACAACAAUUAAAGUAAACCCCACAGCCAACGUGACCCACCACCGUUACCGACUGCUUCAUCUCGAACCAGAAACCCACUAUUCCUGUGAGCUUGCCGCUGAUGUGGUAGACGCCAUCAGGAAAACAUUCGACUUUCAAGUGAGAGGAAUAGAGGAAGAGCCUUCGUCCUUCACCACCGAUGGGUCCCUCCUGGCCUUGCUCUUACCGGUGCUCAUCCUGCUGGCCAUUUUGUCUGUAGUUUUUGUUCUCGUCAUCAACCAGAAGAAGCUCAGAGGGAGUAAGAGGAAGACCAAAGUGGCUGCAGAUGUCAUUAAGCAGCAUGAUUCCAAAUGUGUGCUUCAGGAGCAAAACCUGGUCCUUCUUGCGAGGCCUCGCCCCCCUCGACUGCUGAUUUGCUACUCAAACGUAGAUGGCCCCGCCCACGUUAGGGCAGUCAUGCUUCUGGCUGCCUUCAUUCAACAGCAUUUUGCCACACAGGUGUUUCUGGACCUGUGGGAGGAGCUGAGUCUGACGGAGGAGGGGCUAAUGAGCUGGCUGUGCAGGAGGCUGGAGGAGAGUGACUUCGUGCUGGUGGUCUGCUCCCAGGGGCUGCAGCAGGAGCUCCGGAGGAGCGCAGAGGAGGGUGCAGGGGGCAGGGAAGGAGGCGCAGCCAUCGUUGCUGUGUCUCUGAUCGGGGAGGCGCUGGCUCGGGCCCAGGCCGGGGGGCAAGGCCUCUCCAAAUACAUGACUGUUAUUUUUGACUACUCAAGAGAAACGGACGUGCCUGGAGUGCUGGGCCUGGCUACCCGCUACUCCCUGAUGAGAGAUUUGCCGCUGCUGUUCUCACACCUCCACGGGGUGGCGCUAGAGGGCCCCGGGAGGCACCUGCAGGUGGAGCACAUCUCGGAGGAGGCGUACCACAAGCUUCCUGCUGGGGGAGCUCUUCAGUGGGCCCUUCAUGAGGCUGGACAGCAGUGAAGGAAUGGAGAAGAGGAAGAUGAUGAAGCAGCAGCCCAGCCCCUUUAACGGCUCUUCCUCUCAGCAGCGUAGGAUAAUCCCUACGGGACUGAGCUCCUGACCUGGAGGCUGUGGCGUCCAUAUGAAUGAACCACACGUAAAAAUUUAAUCUCUGUAAGUCGCUGUGGAUUCGAGCGUCUGCCUGCAACCUUAAAGUAAAUGUGAGCGCCCGAGUGUUUCUCCUCCCUCACCUCCUGUUUCACCUCCUACACAGGAGACCCAGGGCCAUGUACGGUAACAUUAUAAACCAGGGCUCCCCCAAACAGGGCUCCC
This is a messenger RNA of Anguilla anguilla (European eel), 2158 nucleotides long. RefSeq names its product interleukin-17 receptor D. Gene Ontology annotation, molecular function: interleukin-17 receptor activity. Lineage: Eukaryota; Metazoa; Chordata; Actinopteri; Anguilliformes; Anguillidae. The coding region runs from base 119 to 1846 and encodes 575 amino acids. The transcript has 12 exons. The record is from RefSeq and is a predicted model, not a curated record.